AUGACUCCAAACAACAGACCCCUCGCCAGUACAAACGGCUGCCCUGCAUUGCCGUUACUUGCGAAUGACAAAGAUAUGCCCAUUGACCUCAGUCUGGUUUCUCUAUUUGAGGGCUUUGAUGAGCCUUCAUCAAUAACCGGCCCAGACCCCUACAGUCUCGGCCCCAAAGAUCCAGAACUUCGCCGGUUGCUUUCACUCAAGAUGUCUUACGCGCCCCAAGAAGUCCAGCCUACAGAGAAUUCUUGCACAAAGAUUGGCGCUGGCGCUUGCGGCGUGAUUCUCUCACAGGAGAAGAGUUGCUCUGUUAUCAAAUUAGCCAAGAACGAUCAGACGGCCCUCUGGAAUGACUUCAACAUGCACAAUUCGAUCGAAAGACAUUUUCAAGACUGGGACUUUACAGAAGUCAGAAUUCCACGCUGCUAUUACUAUUCCUCGAAAGAGAACAACCUCUAUUUCAAGAACCGCCCAGAUGUUAUCCAGGCGGCUCAAGAUUUGUGCCAUCUACCUACCAGCGUCCUCGUCACACAGAGAAUCCCUCCGUUACCUGAGCGUGCUCGAACUUUACUAAUCGACAAGUAUUGCGCGCCACGGAUCAAAGAAGCCGCGCUUACAGAUGUGUCGAAUGAAGAGUGCUUGGUGAGAGUAUACCUCGGUUCACUAGAAGGAAAAAGCUCAAGACUCUUCUUCUCCUUGCGAAACUUCAAGCUGCAUCUCAACCAAAUGGUGGACCUCCAAUUAGACAUCAAGAUGAUGGCCGGCAGAAUAGGCGUAGCUAUGGCUCUUAUGCACUGGGCGGCUGAGACUGACGCUCGCGAUGUCGAAUUUGUGCUCGGCAGUGAUCCCAUGAGGUCAUCACUCACAAUGAGAAGCACAGAGCUCUGGGUCUUGGAUUUUAACCAAGUCCAGCCAAUUACGAUGGACGAAGCCGGGGUAGCAAAGGCCGUUGAUGCGGCUAGGGUUAAUGAUCCGUAUCUUCCAAAGCCUCUUGGAGACUCCCAAAUCGAGAAGCAGGCCUGGAAUGCGUUUACUGGUAAUUACAUCAGGGCGGCUGAUAUUAUCCUUGAAAACAAGGGCCAAAAGCAACUGUUGAAAUUGCCACGAAUGUUUAUUAGAGGGCUUAUAGAGGUACAGGAAUUAAAGAAGAGGGCGAAGGAACUAGAGGAAGAGGGAGAUGGUAUACUAUCUUAA
Molecule: messenger RNA, 1188 nt
Organism: Trichoderma breve
Lineage: Eukaryota; Fungi; Ascomycota; Sordariomycetes; Hypocreales; Hypocreaceae
Product: zinc finger protein domain-containing protein
Exons: 1
Coding region: 1-1188 (395 amino acids)
Source: RefSeq, a predicted model, not a curated record